This is a messenger RNA of Cuscuta epithymum, 4632 nucleotides long. Lineage: Eukaryota; Viridiplantae; Streptophyta; Magnoliopsida; Solanales; Convolvulaceae. The record is from the annotation of a GenBank genome assembly.
AUAUCUGCUGAAUUCAUCAACAACCUCCUGGUCUCAAUGAAUCGUAUUCUUCCAAAAAAAACAUUUCAAUUCCUGGGUAAGACGGCAUGCAUCUGAGUAUUCGACCCCUUGCCCCAUCGUGAACCACCAAAAUCAGUGGGGCAUAUGUCGGGGAACAUAUGCCGAGUUUUAUUAAAGAGAAAAAAUAAAGUUACAUAAAGAGGGGGACUAUACCAAAACCUCUUCCAAAAGAAUUACAAGAGUCUUCUAAAAGAAGGUAAAUUGAAAAUAUCUAAAAUAAUAGCAGUCUUUAUUGAGCCAGGUAAUGAGUCCAUAUCGACCAAAUAGUAAACUGGGUUGGCGAUACACCAGCAAGCAGAUGCGCAGGCCCGUUCCCUUCUCGCAUUGUAUGUCGGAAUCCAAUCCCUUUCCUAAAAGAUAACUGUAUUGUAUGUGCUAUAAAAUGUGCAUCUAUCUUUGUAUGCUAUUUGUUAUAUUUUGUCGUGUUUUACUGCAUUGUACACACAAUUUAUAUGCAUAUUUAAACACAUUGAUGUGCACCAUGUAGUUGUACAUUAGCCACUUCUAAUUUUAUUACGUUUAAUUUGUUUGUCCAUACGUUGAUGCUUUCUCAUAAUUGCUUUUAUGAGUAAAUACACAUACAAUAUUUUUGUAUGUGUAAACAUACACAGUCCCACAUCUGAUCUCACCGAUCAUUGACUAAAAAACUUCAUGACCUUUAUUGACUAUGUAAUUAUAACUUAAUUUGCACACUUGCAUAUUUUGAAGUGCACCUUAGGUUUACAUCUGUUGCAUUACUAAUUACUUUUUAAUUCUAUGUGCUACAAAAUGUGUGUUUGCAUAUGUGAUGUGUUAUAUUUUACACGAACAACAGAGUAUCCCAUGUAAAAAUAAUGACUAUUUUGAACUGUUGCGUCUUAUGCAUUUCAUUUAACUUCAAGCAGCAGUCAAAUGAAAAAAAAAUGUAUGUAACCCUCAAACAUUCAUUAAAACAAACUGUAUUCAAUGUCAAGUUUGACACACCAAAAUCAAGCAUAAAUCAAUCUUUAAUUUUAAAAUGCAAAUCUGUCAUUCUAAAACUGUAAUGUUAUAACAAACUGAUAUCAACUGCAAAUAUCACUAUGAAUUCAUUCAUUGCUUGGUGCUCCCUUCUCCUGUUCUGCCACCUUCUGACAUUCUCACCUUUGUUUUUCAUAUUUCUAGAAUCCAUGUACUUCACAAACAUAUUUAUCUGCACAAAUUUUGUUUAGCCUCAUAAAAUUUAACCGUCGUUUAAAUAAUAUUUCGACAGUGCACUUUAUAGUAAGUACUAGUUACAUAAUAGUAUUUAGUACCACGAUUUGAGCCAUUUCCCUGUAUUUAUCAAAAUUAGGUGCUCUUGCCAAUGAGCUAUCAAUGAUAUCCACAUGCUUCAGCUUAGUAUUCACACAAAGUACAUAGCAGUGAUGCACUCGCAUGAUCGGGAAGACAAACUGCACCAAAAUAACCAUUUUCACAAUUCACAAUGUAAUAACAGUGUGCUCUUUUACUGUUUCCAACCCAAACUCAAUUUCUUCCACAAAGAGGGUGUAAGCAUUGUCAGUACUCAAUCCCAGGUGUGUCUGUGUGUCAAGCUACAACACGAUUCCAAAAUAGUUAUACCCAACUGUAAUCUUCAUGCAUUGCGUAUAGAUGAACACAUGGAAAUUCAUCUAAAAAAAUUUCAUAGAAAUUGCAAUUCUAAAAUAAAACAGCAAUUAGUAUUUUUCACAAGUGCGUACUUGCACAGUGCAAGACAUUAGCAAAUAAACAACUGGGAGACUCAUUGCUUCAGACGCUCUCUUUAUUACAAUACUGGAAUUCAUCACUAAAUGCACUUAAUAGCAUCUUUAAAUGCACUUAAAUCAACAUUCAUAUGCAUAUUAACUCCAUCACACAAAAAUCAACAUCCACAUUUAAAUCAACAUUUAUAUGCAUAUACAUAUGCACCUUCAUAUGUACAAACCUCAAUUACAGACACCACUCCUUGUAAUGAAUUGCACCGUACCUUUCUUGGUCUUCAUUCUUAGCCUGCAUUUAUUUCAGCUGCACCUACCAUUCUUAGUCUGCAUUUUGACCAGCAUACACAACAUCCUCAAUCACAAUUCAAUUGUACCUUUAGCUAAUCUAUUUUUCACAAAAAAUUUAACCUAAUCAGGAUCAACACCCUGAUUUUUAUGAGCUAAUUAUGUUAAUCAUAACUAAUAUCUAUUUUAGUCGUUUAAAUAAGUUUCUUCUAUGAAUAAUGUGAUAUAUUAUGUAACCUGUUUUGUUUGUUGGCAGGUAACGUUGACCGGUAAGCUCAUAAUAAUUUGAAUUGAAGAAAUAAAUGAUGUUUUAGAUUUUAUCAUUUCAUAAGUAAAAGGGAGAUUUUUAUUAUUUGUUUCAGAAACAUAUUUUCUUUUAAAGAUUUAUAUAGACCCGAAUUGGAUCAAUUUAUUAGCCCAAUUAAGUAUUUUUUUUAAUAAAAGCCCUAGGAUUAAUGCUAAAGUACACUCAUAAGCCUAAUUAUCGUAAAAAGAAACCUGCGCCUCCCUAACUUGAUUGCGGCUCCUCUCUGGUUUUCUCUCCCAAAAACAUUGCUUCACCUUCAAAUUCAGUACUUUAGUUUUCUUGGUUUUGGAAUUUGGUAAGAUAAUUUCCGUCUUAUUCUCUUUACUUUCGUUAUGCUAUUGGUAUUGUUCAGAUGCAUAAGUUCUGAAAAGAUUUUCGUUAAUUCCCUUAGUCAAAAUAAAGACUUGCAAGGCUCUGUUUUAGUAAAUUGAUUGAGUCAAAAGAUUCAGUUAAAGUUAAAUCAUCUUUUGAAUAUCCACUUGUUAAUAGCUAUUUCAAUUUCUGUAAACAUCAUCAGUAAAAUAUCAAUGCCCAAUCAUAUAUCUUUCGCUGGGGAUUUUCUAGUAAAGCAUGAACGCUAGGAUAUUCAUCAAUACCUAUCUUUAGUUGAGUAUAAAACAACCUUGGACAGCUUGAUUCUUUUUAAUACGAAGUAUUGCUAUUUCAAAAGGCGUUCAGUUUCCUGAAUCUGAACUAUCAAUUUAAUUCUCUUUCAAAUUUCAGUAUUUUACUCACACAUGUACGCCUUGGAUCAGCAGCACUACUUUUAUAAAGAAAGCUUAUUUCGGUUUUAAUUUUCCUUAAGGGGUUAUGUUGAUUUGGGAUUUGGUUGUUGCCCUGGUUGGUGCUUUUCAGCAGAAACUUGAAGUUUAUUUAUAGAGCUUUGGUUUAAACUGUAAUGGAUUUGAUAGUAAUAUUAUUGAUUACCAAUUAGUUUUAUCCAGUUUGUCCAUAUUGAGAGAGAGCAAGUAAAUAAUCUCUCAGAUGAUUAUAUUCCAGUAUGUAGUAGCGCUAAGCCUCCAUAAUGUAGUCAUGCUUAAUUACUAGCAGAUUCUUAUUUUGCUAUUACAUUUAAUUAAAGAUUUAAGAGGAGAGCUUAUCGGAAGACGUUAUCAAGGUGCCACACUUAUUUGAGUAUUUUCAGUUCAGCUGUUAACAGGUAAGUUCACUACCACCUGUACAUGUUUGUUCAACCAAAUGAAACAAAGAAGUCUGGUUGAUUUUUAAUAGAUAAUUUUAGACUAUUUGCUAUUAUGUGAACUAGGUGAAUUCUGUGAUGAGUUAUUUUAUUUGUUGUAUUAAGUUAUGAUUAUUAUCUGGCAUAGUCAAGAGUUUGUUAGUACUUUUAUUUUCAGGUUUGAUGAUGUUUUUUUUAAUCAAACGUCACUAUAAAAGAACUAAUACUUAAAGUGAAAGAUUAAGUGAUAUGUACUCGGGAACAAGUUCCCACAGAGUUAUCAGUUAUCAGUUUCAGAGAGUCCGAUAUGUUUAGUGGGUCGCUCCCCUGAGCUGUCGGAUUGGCGCCUUUGAGUACAUAUCACGGGCCCACAGAGUAAAAUUAGCCACAAAGAGUAUUACAGAAAGUUUAAUGAGAUCUCUUUCAGAAAGUUUUUACAGAAAGUUGUUUUUGAGAUCUCUUUCAGAAAGUUUUUACAGAAAGUUGUUUUUGAGAUCUCUUUCAGAAAGUUGUUUUUGAGAUCUCUUUCAGAAAGUUUUACAGAGAUGUUUUGAGAAGAAAUUUUGAGAUCUCUCCAGCAGUUUUGAGAAAUUAUUUUAGAAAAUAUUUUCUUUUGAGAUCUCCCUCAGAAUGUAAUUGAGAAGUUAUGUGUUAGUUAUUUGUUCAGUGCAUGCUUAUAGCCUAAAUUUAUCUAUUGAUAAAUUGGCAUAGACUUCUAGAUAUUUUUGUGGGUCCAUAGUGACUUACUAAGCGUAAAGCUUAUCAGUUUUCUUUCUUCGCAUGUACAGAUACUAAGGGUAAGGCCAAGGCCUAGGAAGAUGAUGAGGGAGUGGAACGUGUGCCAAGAUGAGUUGACGGGAACGACCUUGGCGGCUUCUAGCUAGAUAUUAUUUAGUUUUCAGUAUUUCAGUGUUAUAAUAAAGUGAUAAAUAUUACUUUAUUUUUAUUUGAGGAUUUGAAGUUCAGUAAAUUCCUGGAUCCAGGUGGUUAUCACAUUUGCUGGUGAUAACUAGAUUUUAUUGAGUUUUAUUUGGAGUUAUAUUUUUAGUUAUAUUUGAGAUUUUAUCAGGGUUAUUCCUUAAACAACGGCCGUUAUAUUGCAA